This is a messenger RNA of Protopolystoma xenopodis, 879 nucleotides long. Lineage: Eukaryota; Metazoa; Platyhelminthes; Monogenea; Polystomatidea; Polystomatidae. The record is from the annotation of a GenBank genome assembly.
AUGCAUUCUUCGUGCUCCCUUUUCAGCGAAUGGGCCAGGCCUGAGCGACAACCCCUCAGUCUGGACGAGGCGGCGGCUGCCGCUUCAGUGGUAGCAACGGCCUGUUCCGGUACCAUGUCUUCGGGGGGUGGCGGGGGCGUCGGGCGCCACCAGGCGUCAAGUAGGACUGCUCUGGGUCAGGGACCCCCGCCCUCAGCCUGCCGGUUGGCGACUGCCCCCGGUGCGGCUGGCAAUCCGCGCCGAAAGAUGGCACGUGGCGUCGCUGCUGCCGGCAAAUCGAACCCGGUCUCCACCACUUCGCCUGUCCUGUCGACACCUAGCAACAGUGGAAACGUCACGGCCAACAACAGCUACAAGACUUCGACUCCAUCCGGCACACAAACACACUUCGCUUCGCCGCCCCAGAGCGCCGUGGCAGCCUCAUCCUCCUCCUCUUUUUCUCCACCCACCAGCCCCAGCUAUUCGCGCCAACAACAACUCUCCCAGCAACAACAUCCUCGCUCUGCAAAUCAUCAAUAUCAAAAGUACCUUCACCAUCAUCACCAUCAUCAUCAUCAUCAUCAUCACUCACUUCAGCAGCAGUCGCAGCAGCCAAAGCAACAACAACAGUACAGCCUGAGACCGGCCAGCUCUGCACUGCAGACGCCCGGAAAACAGGCGCUCGGAAGACCGGUCCCGGUUGCCCGCGCCGGGCUUCAGAAGCAGCCGCAUUUCGUCUCUCCUGGCAACCAGCGCAAGCCGCAUACUCGAGUUCACUUCAGCGACGGGGAAUUGGACGACUGGAGAGGCAAUGAUGAGGGCUCUGGCUCCGAAGAUUCUUAUAAUUAUGUAAUUUUGCCCUCACUUCUUACAUGCGAUGCGUACAUGCGAAUUUUAUAG